Drosophila ananassae is the source of this 1022-nucleotide messenger RNA. It is a transcript of the gene lambdaTry, whose product is annotated as trypsin delta. The coding region runs from base 29 to 850 and encodes 273 amino acids. The transcript has a single exon. Gene Ontology annotation, molecular function: serine-type endopeptidase activity. Gene Ontology annotation, biological process: proteolysis. The record is from RefSeq and is a predicted model, not a curated record. Lineage: Eukaryota; Metazoa; Arthropoda; Insecta; Diptera; Drosophilidae.
CGCCAAAUUUCCAGACAGUUGCCUGAAAAUGUCACGGAUUUUGGUCGCGGUUUGCUUGGUGCUGGGAGUUAGCUGCUCCCUGGCGGAUCCCCUCUACCGGAACGAUGAGGUCGAGGUGCCACGACUCGACGGACGUAUUGUUGGCGGUCAGGACACGAGCAUUCUGCAAUAUCCCUAUCAGAUCUCCAUGCGAUUGAGGGGAAAUCACCGAUGUGGUGGCACCGUUGUUGCCACAAACAUUAUUGUCAGUGCCGCACAUUGUGUUAACACCUUGACCACCGUUGCCAACCUGACCAUUGUGGCGGGAUCAACGCGGAUUUGGAAUGUGGAGGAGAAGCAACAGGAACUGGCCGUCCGUCAAAUCAUCAUCCAUCCCAAUUAUAGGACUUUAAACAACGAUUACGAUGCUGCUAUCCUGAUUUUGGACGGAGACUUUGAGUAUAGCGAUGCCAUUCAGCCCAUUCCGUUAGCCACAGAGCGGCCGGAACACGAUACCGAGGUUGUUGUGACUGGUUGGGGCACCACCAGCGAGGGCGGCAACAUCUCCAACAUCCUGCAGGAGGUCUUUGUUAAUGUGGUGGAAAACACGGAAUGUAAGAAGGCUUAUUCCUUCAUGCUGACCAGCCGGAUGCUUUGUGCGGCAGUCACGGGAGGCGGUAAGGAUGCGUGCCAGGGCGACUCAGGCGGUCCUUUGGUCCUCAACAAGGAACUGCUCGGCAUCGUGUCCUGGGGAACAGGAUGUGCCCGUGAAACUAAGCCUGGAGUCUACUGCUCAGUGGCCGAUGUCCAUGAUUGGUUGGAGGAGACAAUCAAAGAGUACUCGGUUGUGGGAAAAAUAUCCUUCUUGUAAGCCAGUAAAGUGAAUUUUUUUCGUUCAAUACUCAAUGUCCUCAAUAUCAUAACUUUACAAUAUAAUGAUGACUUUCUGUUCUACGUAACCCUGAACAUAUCCCAGCAGAAAUGCCUUAAAAAUUACAUAAGGAGAUUACCCUUGCUUGGGCUUACUCCGAUCGAUAACAAUG